Messenger RNA from Bipolaris sorokiniana ND90Pr, 1839 nucleotides. RefSeq lists its product as uncharacterized. Gene Ontology annotation, molecular function: tripeptidyl-peptidase activity; serine-type endopeptidase activity. Lineage: Eukaryota; Fungi; Ascomycota; Dothideomycetes; Pleosporales; Pleosporaceae. The coding region runs from base 1 to 1839 and encodes 612 amino acids. The transcript is spliced from 2 exons. The record is from RefSeq and is a predicted model, not a curated record. Gene Ontology annotation, biological process: proteolysis.
AUGCACAUCUUUGCCUCUAUUCUCUUGACUGCUGCCGCUGCCCGGGAGGCCUUUGCCUCUCCGGUCCAGGCUCGAUCCCCUUAUCUUGUCAAGGAAACACACCCUUCGCCCCGAGGAUGGACCAGGCUUGAUCGUGCACACGGUGGAAAGACAAUUCAACUGCAAAUUGGUCUUAAGCAAGGUCGAUUUGACGAGCUUGAUCGCCAUCUUCAAGAGGUCUCUGACCCUGACCAUGCUCGUUAUGGCCACCACCUCAGCGCCGAUGAGGUGGAUAAGCUCGUUGCACCUAGCUCGGAAACGUAUGACUUGGUUCAUGAGUGGCUUCGCGAGAACGGCGUCAGCACCGACAACAUGGCUUACAGCUCCGCCAAGGACUGGAUCAUAGUCCAUCUACCCAUUGAGAUGGUUGAAAGCUUGCUUGAUACCGAGUACCACACCUACAAGCACAAGGAUGGCUCCCUUGUCGCACGUACCACCUCGUGGUCUCUGCCACGCCACUUGCACGAUCACAUCGAUACCGUUCAGCCGACUACCUCUUUCUUCCGUGGUGCGGCUAACGAGGCAACCUAUAUCAACGAGGUUGCUGAAGUACCUGAGACUUACAAAACGCCCUCAGACGCUUCCAUCUCUGCCGUCUGUAACGUGACCUCUGUCACGCCGGAGUGCUUCCAAACUCUUUACAAGACCAAGUGGUAUCAGACCAAGGCCAGCGACAAGAACAGUAUUGGCUUCACCAACUACCUUGGCGAGAUUCCUAUCCGUCCAGACGCCAAAAUGUUCCUCGAAAAAUACCAACCCGCGGCUGUUUCACAAGCCUAUGGUUUCAAGGCAAUCACUAUUGACAACGGCCCUGCUCAAGAUGGUCCCUUGACAGCCAAUCAGUCCGCCACUGGUAUCAGCAGGGAAGCCAACCUAGACGUACAAGCCAUUGCUGGAAUCAGCUACAAGACGCCCAUCACCUCAUUCUCAACGGGUGGCUCGCCUCCUUUCAACCCAGACAUUAACACGCCAACAAACACCAACGAACCCUACCUUGUCUGGGUCAACUGGCUCCUGAACCAACGCUCGAUUCCCCGCAUCAUUUCCACUUCGUAUGGUGAUGAUGAGCAAACUAUCCCCCGCUCCUACGCCGAGCGUGUAUGCCGCCAAUUCGCCCAAGUCGGUGCACGAGGAACAACUCUCUUCUUCUCCUCGGGCGACCACGGCGUCGGCAGCACGAACACAUGCUACACCAACGACGGCAAGAACAAGGCCCAAUUCCUGCCUUCAUUCCCUGCUUCCUGCCCCUAUGUCACUGCCGUUGGCGCAACCAUGAACUUUGAGCCAGAGGAGAGCGCAUACCGCCCUUCGCGCAACACAUCUGCCGGUUUCCGCGACCUCUACUCUAGCGGCGCUGGCUUCAGCAACUACUUUGCCCGCCCCUCAUACCAAGAUGGCGUUGUACCCAAGUACGUCAAGAGCCUCGGUAGCACAUACGAGGGCCUGUACAACAAGACUGGUCGUGGAUACCCCGAUCUCUCUGCACAGGGUCUCUACUUUGCCUACUUCUGGAACGGCACCGAGGGCACCAUUUCCGGUACUUCGGCGUCUUGCCCCUUGACUUCUGGUAUCUUUUCGCUCGUCAACGACGCCCUGAUCGCCUCUGGCAAGCCCGCGCUUGGCUUCUUGAACCCCUGGCUGUACAAGAAGGGAUACAAGGGUCUUACCGACGUCAAGAAGGGAUUCAGCUACGGAUGCAACGUCCAGGGUUUCCCCGUUACCGAGGGCUGGGAUCCUGUCACGGGAUUCGGUACUCCUGAUUUCCCCAAGCUGCUCAAGCUUGCUGGUGCAGACAAGUAA